AUGAACAUGUCAGUUGUAGAAAAUAAAGAUCCACCAAUUGUUUCUAGUUUAUCUCGAUUAAUUGAAGGUGUAACAAAUAAAACUAUUGCAACUGAUGCAAGAAAAUUAAUUGAACAACUUGAUAUGAAAUCAUUACAAGAAUUAAGAUUAGUUACUAAAGCAGAAAAACCAGUUGAAGAUACAUUAGCUGCUAUUAUUAUGAUUUCUGAUAUAACAUGGCAAAAAGAUGCGAAAAGACAAUUAGCUAAUCUUGAUAGAUUGAUUGAAGAAACUCAAUUAUUUGAUAAAAUUAUUUUAACAGAAGAACAUAUUAAAUAUCAUACAGUUUUACUUAAAAAAGUUCGACCAAUACAUCAGAAAUAUAAAGAAAUUGAAGAAGAUGUAUUAGAACAGGAUCAAAAAUUAAUUUUAUUAGAUAAUAAAAAAGCAACAGUUGAUAAGAAAGAUCAAGAAGAAACAGUUGCAAUGAAAGAAAAUCAAUUAAAAACUGCAUCAGAAUUAAACCAAAUUUUAUCUCGAGAAUUAGAACGAACAAGUAAAAUAUUUGAAACAAGUGUAGAACGUCAAUCAACAUUAAAUGGUACAUGUACAAUUGCAUCAGCUUUUUUAACUUAUCUUGAUUCAUAUACAUAUCGAUUUUGA
This is a messenger RNA of Adineta steineri, 642 nucleotides long. The record is from the annotation of a GenBank genome assembly. Lineage: Eukaryota; Metazoa; Rotifera; Eurotatoria; Adinetida; Adinetidae.